GGAUCUUAUAGCAGUCGGUGUGCUGAAGCAGCGGCUCCCACCUGGGCCAGGAGGAGGGGGUCUGGAGUGAGGAGCAGACAGUUGUUGAGACACUUUGAGGAGCGGUUAAUUAUCUCUGGCUGCUAACAGGCUAGCUAGCAAACUGGCACGACUGUUAACAGCUCCCAGCCCUUUUGCUGAUUAAUUUAAUCACGGCCCAGCCCUGACUACUCUGAGCCGAGGCGAAAUUAUUCCGCCUUCUGUUCUGCCUUUUAUUCAGUUUUAGAAAAGUGACCGUCGCCGCAAGAUAACCAUCAGUAAACCAAGAGUUAACCAGCAUUUCCAAACACCGCUGUAAUGCGACGUUGCAGGGGGGCUCCACCACCUCCGUGUAGCUAAUUAGACCGCUCAUUAAUUAGCCUCCGGAAAACAAAAGACAGCUUUGUUGUGACUUGUAUCAUCCCCGUGACGAAGAGUUUUUAUUUUAUCGAUGUCGACGAGGAAGUAAGGAGGUGGUAGCUGUGUUGGUAUCUUUUCUCCUGGCCACGGGGUUGUUGCCUUUGCUGCAUUUUGGACCAUUAAGUGCUAGCAGAACCAUGUAUCAACGUGUUUCCGGGGAAAUAAGACUCGGAGGAGUCUGGAGAGACGGUGUGCAGUGAAAGAAAUGGGGUGGCGACGUGGGUGUGCCCCUUGUGCCAAAAAGGGCAGCCUGACAGAUCUUCAAUGUCCUCGCACCUCACUGAGCAGCACAGUGUCCUUCCAUCGUGUGUGGACAGACUGCUGGACAUCGUGAGCUUGACUGUUUCAAAGCAAGCUGCCAGUGGAGGAGGAGGAGGAGGAGAGGAGGAGGAACGUGCUCAACAGGCUGCAUAUGCUGAGUCGUCACAACUGAAGCAGGCUGACGAGUCGAGCUCAGACCCCUGCAAAUCCAGUGAGAGUUCCGACGCUACCCCGACGCUGGGAGACAAAGAGAUGGAGCAGGAGAGAAUAAAGGAACAGGAGGGAGGUGAAGCUGAGCCCGUCCCAGAAGAAGAGGGAAACCCACUCACAGAAGCCAAACUGCAAAAUACAAGUGAAAACACAGAAACGCCAGACGCAAGUGAAAAGUCUGGGGAUAAAAACGGCAUGCCAGCUGAAAAGAGAACAAGGUUUUGGGAAUGCAACGCCUGCCAGGAAAAGUUUCUCAGCAGAACCACCUUAAGUCUCCAUUAUAACUCCGCAUCCCACAUCCAGAGGAUGACUACGGGCUCUGCUAAACCAGGGGCAGAAAGUGGUCCCCAGUCCCCCUCCACCCCCCUUCCUUCCAGGCCAUAUAUAUCCAACAAGCCCUACCAGUGUGCCGUGUGUCGGGUCUCCUAUAACCACGCCAUCACCCUGGAGAGCCAUAUGAAGUCUGUCCUGCAUCAGACCCGCAGCAGAAGUGCAGGAAUGGUCGCACAUGCUGCAAACAGUCCAGCCGCCGUUGCUAGCCCAAGAAGUAGCAGCACCAGUGCUCCCAACACCGCUGCAACCUCCUCUGAAGGGGGAACCAUUUCCAUGGUUACCUCCAGUAAUGGUGCAGCACCUGGAACGGUGGUGGUGAGUGCUGCCAAAGAUGGAGAGCAGAUUGCAACAUCCCCGGUGGCUCCCUCCCUCCUCACCUCCCCCGUGGCCUCAGCUCAGGCCGUCUCGGCCUUCCUCACACUCUCUCAUUCCCUCCUCCCAUCCCUGUUUGCAGCAGGUGCAGCUCCCGGUGCCCCUGCGCCCCAGCUCGUGCCUCAGCCUCACAUGGUCAUGCCCUUGAUCUUAAAUGGGCUCCAAACUCAAACUCAGCAGCAUCAAGACAACCAGCAAGGCCAACUCCUCACCCAGUGUUUGCCGUUCGUCGGCCUCAACCCAGCCCAGCAAGCCCUCCUAACCCAAAGACUUAACAGCUUACAGAACCAGUGGCCCUCACCAGUGGCUCCAGCUCACACACAGCCCUCUCAGGAAGAGCAAAAACAAACUCUGAAGUGUGAGGGAGGACAAGACAAGCAGGACAGCAAGGAGACGGGGGAGAAAGGCUCAGAUCAGGUCAAGGACAUGGAUAACUGGACUUCAGAGGAGACGCCUGAGGGAGAAAACGGUGAUGAAUUUGCACAAAGUGCAAACUCCGUAACCAAAGAGAACGUUGAGAGUGGAGAAGCCGUUGGAAAGGAGCAACAAAACAGCAACUCACAUGGAGGCGUGUCUGCUAAUCAGUUGGAUCUGGAUGCUGCUAAAGAAGUUGGGCUGAGUCUCUCCCCAGCUGGGCUAGAGAAGAACCCCCGCAACAACAGCCCCUCGCCUCUAGCAUCUGUGCCCAGCAGCUCUAGUCUCAGUCCGGUGAAUUUAAACCUCACGCUCAGCCCAGACUCGACCCCCCAGAAGUCCCAGUCCCCCAAGUCCAGCCCCGGUACCAAUGCCUUAACUACUAACCAAACUCAUCUCCGCUGGAACGCAGUGGGGUUCCAUCAUUCAAACCUCCCAGUGCUCUCGGAGUUCCAGUCCGAGGUUCUUUGGGCGUUCUUUGAGUCCCGGAGUGAGGCAGAUGCCGCAAGUCCUCUCCACGAGGACUGUGAGGCUCUGGGUAGGGAGGUGGGCCUUUCAGAAGAGGAGGUGCGGAGGUGGCUGACGGAAGCCCGGCAUGCCAAGCAGAGAUGGAGAGAGUUAAAACUCCUGGCAGAAUCCACCGGGCCCAGUCAAGAGUCUGACGACUAUGAUGAUGAGGAAAACUCGCUGGUUAUCGCAGAAGGUGAGGAUGAUGCUGAAGCUUCAGGGAGUCAGAUCAUAGAUUUGUCCUGUUCAAGAGGAAAACGCAGGCGGAGAAGUGCAAGAAGAGAGGGUCACAGGGAAUCUGGUCUGACCUCGGACUCAGAAAACGAAAUGUACACCUCUGUAGUUGUGUCUGAUGAGGAGAGUCGGAAUGAAUCGUUCAAGGAGGUCGCUGACAGCCCCCCUACAGAGGAAGCACAGCAGGAGAACCACGGCGGCAAGGGGUCAGCUGGGGGAAAGGUGCUACGCUCCACAACAGUCUUCCUCUCUGAUGCAGAGGAGGAGUAUGAAGACGAUGAGGGUGGAGGGGGUCAGCGGGCCAAGAGGAAAAAACGCAAAGGAGACUUUGAGCGCGAUGAGGUGGAAGUGAAAAAGGAAAGACAGGAUCCAGAUGUGGAUCUGGAGUUGGAGGCUCAGGGAGAUCCUCCCAGUUCCCAGAGCUUGGUGAUGGACCACGCUGAGAUUCCAGCUGGUGCUCUACACUCUCUUCCUUUGUCUCUCACUCCCUUUUCUACACAGUUCCUUAGUCCGUAUGUUCUGUCUGUCACUCCCUCAAUGGUGGCAGAUGGGGGGAAGUUAUCGGUGUUCCCCAACCCCCCCACCAUCACGCGAUUCUCAAGCUCUCUGCUCUCGCAGUCCCUCUCCUCCCUCAACCAGACGUCUCACUACCUGUCCAACGGUGACGACUGUGAGUCUGCUCUGGAUCUCAGCAUGGGCAAAAACAAGUCCACUUCUUCCACUCCGUCUCUGGCAGAUAAAAUCGCUGCACAGAAGGGACAGUUGCUGGACGGACUCGGUCUCGUUCCCACUUCUAAAGGCUUGGUGGUGGUCCAAGUGAAACCAGAAGCUGUGACUUCCAUGCCCCCAUCCAGCAACCCUCUGAGUCUGGUCAACUGCAGCAACAUGAUGCAUUCUAACAUUUACACAAGAGCACCAGAGAAAACGAACGCUGCUGCUUUAUUGGAAAGGGACCGUGAGAAGGAGAGGGACCAGCAGCAGAGGAAGUCCAAAGGAAAGAGAUACAUGCGGGACAUGAGGCGUUCAAGGACCAUCAUUCAAGCGGAGCAACUGGACAUUCUGUAUGGCUGCUACUUCAAAGACCCUAAUCCUGGAAAGCAUGAGUUUGAGCAAAUUUCGGAGUGGGUCCAUCUUCCAAAGAAGGUGGUUCAGAUUUGGUUCCAGAACAUGCGGGCGAGGGAGAGGAAAGGCGAGGUCCGAUUCAUCAGUGAUGGGACGCUAGCAGCAGUUGGCAAACCUCUCAUCAAAUUCACAUGGCCCCUUUCCAAACCAAUAUUCUCUAACAAGCCUGUUCAAAACAACGCGGGGGGCAUCCCUACUACCCCUGUUGUGCGCACCCUCAUCAAGACGGAGAGGGAACCCGAAAAGGAGCUGAACAAAGCAGCCAUGUUGAAAAAAGUGGCCCCCGUUCCCAUCAAGCCCAAGGAAGCAGUUUCCUCCAUGGCUGUGUCUCCGGUGAGCAGCAGUGCUUCUGCGGUGCCAAAGAUCAAGCUUGAAACUAACAGCAGCGCCCCGACGGUGAAAGUUCCACCUAAAGUCGACACUCCCGUUCCCUUAGCACCACCACCAAAGGAACUGGUCCCAAUCGCUCCCCGGCCCACUCAGAAAAAGCUGGAUGAGGAGAGUGAGGAAGAGAAGACCGAUGAGGAAAGAGAGGAUGAGAACGAGAUGACGCUUGGACCAGGAACGGCUAACCGGAUGGUGCCAAAGCUGCCCUCAACUCCCAUCAACAACCGGCUUUCAGCCACAGCAGCGGCUCAGCACAAGCAGAACGGGCUCAACUACUGGACCCCCAACGCUCCCAUUAAGAUCAACACGUUGUCAAGAGAACAACUGGCUCUUCCUGCACACGCACCUCCCUGUACCAUCCCUCCUCCUCCCACUCCCAGCAUAGCGCCAGUCAGCCCAAACAUCCCCAGUUCUGCCAAAGUAGCCAGCCCAAACCCACCCAUUCUUCCAAAGCCGAGCCCGUCAGAGAGCAACUUCCUGUCUCACUCGUCCAGCCGCAGGCCGCGCACUCACCUGUCCUGCCUACAGCUGUCUAUUCUGCAGUCAUGUUACGAAACGUGUGCCCACCCUAAUGCCAUGGAGUGUGAAGCGAUUGGCAACGAGCUCAACCUGCCGCUGAAGGUCAUCCAGAUCUGGUUCCAGAACACACGAGCCAAGGAGAAGCGCUGGAGGCUGCAGCAGGAGAAAAUGUCUCCUCUGGUCUGUGGGACCGUGGACACCAGCUCAGGAUCUUACCUGCAGUACAGCGCUCUCAAAGCUAAUCGGCCCCUUCUGCCUAAGCCGGUUCAGCUGACCAUAACACAACCGUCAGCCUCUCCGGUGGUGGGCCAGCCAGUGCAGAAGGAGAGCCUGACGGGCCACUGCGACGCCUGCAGCGUCUCCUUUGAGUCGCGGGCUGCUGCCAGGGCCCACGUCUUCUCCCCACACCACUUGGCUACUUUGAGAACCACUAACUUCGGCCAGCCGGCUGCCCUCAUAAACAAGAGCGGCUCACAGGUGUCUCUCUCCGCUGCCGGAAGCGGUUCUGGAGCCACUCCCGAAGGGGAGAUAGUUGUGGAGCUGCCCCCCCAAACAGCCACCAGCAACAGUUAAAGACUCAGAUCAGGAAUGGCCCACACCGUGACGUUUGUUGGACCGUUACGGCUCCUCAAAUUUUAAUAAACAUAGUUGAGCACUAAUCCUCUAAAGGUAAUGUUCUCUGCUAUGAUGCCCUCCCUCCCCAUACGCCCACGCUCCUAUGCUCCUCAGACUGUAUCCACCUGGAAUCAGGAGCAGACUGACCUUGAGGUCUGACCCGUACUCACGUUACCCACACACCUUUGGUCCUAACCCUGUGGCUAAGUGUGAACUAACUUCCUCGACUUUGUAAAGGCACUUGACUCGCCGUGCUCGAACUGUUGUACCUAAAGACUAAUGCAAGCGUUUCCUUUUUGGCAGCAGCCACAUUGGGCCUGGAAACAUGAGUUUGGGAUAACACAAACCGUUCACAUCAGUAACCCCUUUUUUUUUCUCUCCUGUGGAUAAUUUAAACAUUUUUCAUGCCUGCUUUCACUUCUAGGGCAAAAAUUGCUUGAAUUAAAUCUAACUGGACUGAAGUGUUGGGAGAGGAAAGCCUGCAUUAGCUGUCAGGGAGUGCGAUCUAAAGUCUUGCAUCGACUAAUUUGGGAUACAAAACCGGUACGUUAGCGAGAGGAGGGCUGUUGGAAUCGUUAGCGAUUACAUGCUCGUAGUUUCAUGACAAUCCAAAAAGACUUUGCUAAAAGGGUUUUAGAAAAGUAGAAUCUUUGGCGUAACCGCACUUUGACAUUUUUACUUUGUUUAAAAUGUUUUUAAGCAUUCUGAUGCAGGUGUCUUUUUAUGGAAAGAUGCUUUAAUGCAUGUUGGAUGCCUUAAUAUAAAUCUUGUGAAAUAAAUUGAGUUUUUUUGCUAAUCUUAUGUACCAUGCUUUAGACGUGAACAUAUUAUACAAAAUUAGACCUGAAUAUAACUCUAUAAAUGAGCUUUUCUCUAAACUGUUUUUACACCAGCUCUAAGGGGAAUGUGUCAUCUAAGCUGAUAAAAACCUGCCUGUAAAGCUGUCGGCUUUCCUGGCCAAGGACUAUCAUAACCAACUACUGUUCCCGCAUUAAAUUCUGUUCAUUCUUCUGCUUUCACGUCAUCCUAAAUGUGGCUCUUACGGAGUCUGAAUAUUUCACAGCUUCUCAUGAUGGGUCAAAAAUACACCAGCCUUAAAAAACCCAGCAGGUGUGAUAAUCAGACCCCAGGUGACGCUCAAAGGUUUGUAACUUAAUUUCAGCUUGAUUCGGAUCUAAUGGUCGGACAAUUUCUUCAGAUUUAUUUUAUUUUGACGGUUUAUUUUUAAACAAGGCAAUAGAAACAAUUCCAGCUAGUGUAACAAGAUGUUAUUUAGGUCAAAAGUUGGUCCUAAAAGCAGGUCUCUGUUUGCUUUUCCCUUUUUUUUUAAGUUUUGAAGCAGUAAAUGAUUCUGGUCAUGUGUGUGCUGUGGAAUGAGAGCUUCUAUCUGGACACCAUAACAACACUCGGGUGUUAAUUAGUACCCUCUAGAGUAUAAUGGGUCCUCAAACUUAGGAGGUAAAUUAGGAAACGUAAGAUGUAAUCACUGAAAGCUAAUAAGAUGGUGCUGUGUUGAAGGACACAUAAUGAAUUAAAGAUGUUUUCCUUGAAGUUGUAUAUUGAUGUUACUAUUAUAGUUUUAACAAAAUGCAAAUCUUAAGCGUGACCUUUUUGUAAAGAAUUCUAUUAAAAUAACUGAUAUUCCAAAGUAAUCCUCCCUUUGCUUUCUGUCAUUAAGAAACCAAAAAGCAAUCUUAGGUGGACAGAAAGCAGGAGAGGCGUUAAUGCAAACUGUAAAAGACAUCCCACGGCUUGACACUUGCACUAGUCCACAAUUUUUGCACAAGCUUCAGACAUUUCAAAUGAAAACAGCCAUCAACACUCGACGUCACUCUGUGUGGUUCUGAGACGAUGAGGGUAACUAUGUCCUUUUGAGUAAUAAUUUGUACUCCUGUUGGAUACUGUUUCUUGUGUGUAAAGCAAGGACUAGUGUGCUUGAACCUCAAGACUGGGAUUACACGUGUGAGACACACACACACACACAACUGUGUUGCACUGUCCAAACUAGAUACGUUUUUAAGGAGAUCUGCUUUUUAUUAUGUUUCAUUGUCACUUUGGUUAUCACUAUUGUUAUAACUGUACUACUACUUACACGAUUUAUUAUUACUACUCAUCACUGUUUUUUUGAUCAUUGAUCCAUAAUGGUUUUAAAUGCCACCUCUGCUCAAAAGAAGAGUAUGGUGUUCUCUGAAUAUUGAACAAUUAUAGUGGCAGUGUUGUUAAAAAUUGUUAGAUUUAUGAUUAAGCUUAAUUUUUCCUCCUCACUUGUACCUGCCUUUGUGUUUGGUCUCCAUUAUGCUUUCUUUGAUAUACAGAAAAAGAAAUAAAACCAGUUGAACAAAGGAACUGA
This is a messenger RNA of Nothobranchius furzeri (turquoise killifish), 7762 nucleotides long. Lineage: Eukaryota; Metazoa; Chordata; Actinopteri; Cyprinodontiformes; Nothobranchiidae. The record is from RefSeq and is a predicted model, not a curated record.